Messenger RNA from Closterium sp. Naga37s-1, 699 nucleotides. NCBI's taxonomy places the organism in Eukaryota, Viridiplantae, Streptophyta, Zygnematophyceae, Desmidiales, Closteriaceae. The record is from the annotation of a GenBank genome assembly.
AUGUAUUAUCUCCGCACCCUCUACCACACUCACCACCCAACCACCUCCCCUCUACCACACUCACCACCCAACCACCUCCCCUCUACCACACUCACCACCCAACCACCUCCCCUCUACCACACUCACCACCCAACCACCUCCCCUCUACCACACUCACCACCCAACCACCUCCCCUCUACCACACUCACCACCCAACCACCUCCCCUCCCCUCUACCACACUCACCACCCAACCACCUCCCCUCUACCACACUCACCACCCAACCACCUCCCUCUACCACACUCACCACCCAACCACCUCCCCUCUACCACACUCACCACCCAACCACCUCCCCUCUACCACACUCACCACCCAACCACCUCCCCUCUACCACACUCACCACCCAACCACCUCCCCUCUACCACACUCACCACCCAACCACCUCCCCUCUACCACACUCACCACCCAACCACCUCCCCUCUACCACACUCACCACCCAACCACCUCCCCUCUACCACACUCACCACCCGCCAGUGGUUUCCUGUCUGACGUGGCAUGGAUGGUGAACGUGGGCCAAUCAAACUGCCACCUCAGCCGCGGCCAAUCAACAUCUGGCAGAUCAGGAACACACUCCCAGGGGGGGUUCUGUGCCGCAGCCACUGCUGCCCCCACUGCCGCCCCCACUGCUGCUGCCUCUGCGUCUGUGAGACUGGAAGGCUGA